Phycodurus eques (leafy seadragon) is the source of this 2091-nucleotide messenger RNA. RefSeq names its product acyl-CoA dehydrogenase long chain (gene acadl). Gene Ontology annotation, cellular component: mitochondrion. The record is from RefSeq and is a predicted model, not a curated record. Gene Ontology annotation, molecular function: flavin adenine dinucleotide binding; long-chain fatty acyl-CoA dehydrogenase activity. Gene Ontology annotation, biological process: long-chain fatty acid catabolic process; fatty acid beta-oxidation using acyl-CoA dehydrogenase; carnitine metabolic process, CoA-linked. NCBI's taxonomy places the organism in Eukaryota, Metazoa, Chordata, Actinopteri, Syngnathiformes, Syngnathidae.
UCAGACAAAAUACAGAAGUGCCACUCUGCUGUUCUUUUAAAAAAAAAAUGUCCAGCAAUGAAAAUGGUCAAACUAAAUUACAUAUACCUUCAUUUUAUGUUACAGUUGAGGUGUAUUUUAUUAUUUUAAAAACAAAAAAAAAAGAACAGACAUCGUUUGUUUAUCUUUUAUCUAAAACUGGGGUAGUUGUAAUAACACGGAGUGAGAUACCUUACUAUCAUACCUUUCUUAGUUGUUUUAAACAUUGUGGUGUCCUUCGGCUUAUUCUGUGAUGUUUGUCAGAAAUGUUGUCAAACUAUGUCGUUGUGACUUCAAAAAAAUCUCCCGUUCAGGACAGAUCCUGCCGUCAGCUGCAGCAAGAUUGCAGCACAAUGAUACCCAGGAACUCAGUCAUCCCGCCCCCUCCUCUCGUCCAGAGACGUCCAAAGCAAAGACCCUGAUGGACAUUGGGACUCGCCGGAUUUUCAAUGAGGGCCAUGACCUCUUCAGGCAGAGUGUGCGGCGCUUCUUCCAAGAGGAGGUAGUGCCACAUCACAAGGAAUGGGAGAAGGCAGGUCAGGUGAGCCGGGAGGUGUGGGAAAAGGCUGGCGAGCAAGGCCUGCUGGGAGUUAUGACACCAGAGGAGUGCGGCAGCAUUGGCGGGGAUCUGUUCUCAGCAGCUGUCACAUGGGAGGAACAAAUGUACUCAAACUGUUCAGGACCAGGUUUUACGCUUCACUCUGACAUUGUCAUGCCCUACGUAUUCAACUACGGCACCAAGGAGCAGAUUGAACACUUAAUUCCUAAAAUGACUGCUGGAAAAUGCCUCUGUGCCAUUGCCAUGACUGAGCCAGGAGCGGGCAGUGACCUUCAAGGUGUGCGGACAUACGCCAAGCGUGAUGGCAGCGAUUGGAUCCUGAAUGGCAACAAGGGCGUUUGUUGACUCUCGUACUCAGCCCAUCUAUGGAGGAACCAAUGAGAUCAUGAAAGAGCUCAUUGCGCGGAGUAUCGUCAGCCAGAAAUGAGACACCCUCUCACCCUGUUAAGGUGGUAUUCAGAUUUUAUGUGGAGACAUAAAAUAAUAUAAAACUGAAUUGACCAACUGAUACAGAAUCUUCAGAAAGCAGAACAGGUGCCAUCAAGUUAAAAAAAUAAUAAUAAUAAUUUGUUGCUCAUCUUGAUAAUAUACAGUAGUCAGACAGUCUCAUAAAGUCAAUUUGUUGUUCACACUUCUGUACUUUACAAUUGUGUGUCUUGUUACAAUGGAUUUGAAAAAAUUCAUAGUGAAUGCAGUUUUAAUAUUGAAUAUUUAUAGAUUAAUAUUGAAUUCAUGUUUCCAUUGAUGGCUGUUGAAUUCAAAUAUCCAUGUUAACAUGGAGGCCAGGCAGUGAAAGAGUUAAUCACUGCCAUUGACGGCUAAACAAAUCAAAUAUCCAUUUUAACUGGGGGCUGGCAGUGAAUGAGUUUUUAAUAAAAUCUCGAAGCACUGUGAUGAAAAUGUUUCUGUAAUUUAUUUUAAUCAUGAGUACAGUUCUUCACAAAUACAGUACUGUAAGUAGUAAGAAAAAAGAUGAAUGGGGAAAAAAAUGCAGAAAUUUAAAGAUGGAUUCAUAAUACUGGGGAACAAUUUGAAAAAAACACAUCUGUUGAGUUAGAGUUUUAUGCUGAUGAAACCUAAAAUUGGCAUGCUGAUUCCAAAAUUGUGUGGCACAGUCGGCGACUGGUUAGAGCGUCUUCCUCACAGUUCUGAGGACCCGGGUUCAAUCCCCGGCCCCACCUGUGUGGAGUUUGCAUGUUCUUCCCGUGCCUGCUUGGGAUUUCUCCGGGCACUCCGGUUCGCUCCAACAUCCCAAAAACAUGCAUGGUCGGUUAAUUGACAACUGUAAAUUGCCCGUAGGUGUGAAUGUGAGUGCGAAUGGUUGUUUGCUUGUAUGUAUGUGCCCUGCGAUUGGCUGGCAACCAGUUCAGGGCUCCAGCACGCCCGCGACCCUAGUGAGGAAAAUGGAUGGAUGGAUAGAUUCUAAAAUUGCAGUCAGUUUUUUUUCACAGCUUACCUUCCAGCAAGCAAAAUGUCACUGAUUAGCUGUAGUAAGACCUGCCAACUGAUUACGA